AAACAACUUAUUACUGAGUGUAUCAGUCUCAGCAACCUCCUGGUUUUCCUCAUUACAAGUAAUAGGCUCACUUGGUAAGUAUGGUUGCCUUUCAACUUGCUGCUUGCACUCUCUUGUUGACUGGCAAUAUACUUCAGACCUCUGCCUUAGAUACCUACAUUGCUGCUGUCUAUGAGCAUGCUGUUAUACUCUCAGGAGCUACAACAGCACUUGUCUCUCGAGAAGAUGCCUUGAAGCUGAUGAACAAAAAUCUAGACAUCUUAGAAGGAGCCAUCAAAACAGCUGCUGAGCAGGGAGCUCACAUCAUUGUGACACCUGAAGAUGGAGUCUUUGGCUGGGUAUUCACAAGAGAUUCAAUAUAUUCUUAUCUUGAGAAUAUACCAGAUCCUCAAGUCAACUGGAAUCCAUGCAUUGAGCCUGGAAGUUUUGGUUAUUCAAACCUUCAUAAUAUUAGGUUUGGCUCAGCACAAGUACAGGAGAGACUCAGCUGUAUGGCAAGAAACUACUCCAUCUAUGUGGUUGCUAACAUGGGGGACAAGAAACCGUGUAACUCCAGCGACCCGCAGUGCCCCAGUGAUGGACGUUAUCAAUAUAACACAAAUGUGGUAUAUGAUUCAGAAGGAAAAUUUGUGGCACGUUAUCACAAGUACAACCUUUUUGCAUCUGAAAUCUACUAUAACUAUGCCAAGGAUCCACAGUUUGUUAACUUCAACACACCCUUUGGGAAGUUUGGUGUUUUCACUUGUGCUGACAUGCUUAAUUUUCGUGAACCUGCUGUAUCGCUUGUGGAAAAGUUCAAGGUGGACACUGUCCUCUUCCCAACUGCUUGGAUGAACACUCUGCCACUUUUGUCUGCUGUUCAGUACUAUUCUGCCUGGGCUAUGGGGAUGCGCAUCAACCUCCUGGCAGCUAAUAUUCACAAGCCCAUGUUCGAUAUUACUGGGAGUGGUAUCUUUGCACCUGAUGGUCCCAAAGCAUAUCAUUUCGAUAUGGAAACAAAGCAUGGCAAACUCCUGCUUGCUGAUCUUGAUGUCCACCCACGCCUUUCCCCCACAUAUCCUCCUCCUGUUAAUUGGAGCUUAUAUGCUUCAAGCAUCAAGCACUUCUCCCCAAGGAGCCAGGUGUUCAAUGCAAACAUCUAUUUUGAUAAUUUCACUUUCACAGAACUAUCCCAAGAAGCUGGAAACUAUACUGUGUGCCAUAAGGGCCUCUGCUGCCACCUGAGUUACAAGAUGACUGAAAAACUAGAAGAUGAAAUUUAUGCACUGGGGGCUUUUGAUGGACUUCAUAUAAUUGAAGGAGAAUAUUAUUUGCAGAUAUGUACACUUCUGAAGUGUAAUAGCACAGAUGUGAAAUCAUGUGGGCAACGAGUAGAUACAGCUCAGACAAGUUUUGACUCCUUUUCUCUCAGUGGCACAUUCAACACUAGUUACGUAUUCCCAGAAGUCUUGCUCACUGAGACUCAACUGGCUCCAGGAGAAUUUCAGGUACUGACCGAUGGACGUCUCAUUAGUAAAAGGAAAUUAUCAAAGCCCGUCUUAUGUGUGGCUCUUUUUGGAAGAUGGUAUCAAAAGGACUCCCCACAUCCUUUAUACAGUUCAUCAUGAGAUUUUCUUUUGUUCUUUUACUUCUUUUUCACCUAACCAGAAUUCACUCAUCCAUUCAAUAUAGUUAUGUCUCUUUUCCUGAACUUUGGGAUGGGGUGAUGAUUUUUGCAGAGCAAAGGCUAAAAAAUACUACUUUCAGGGCAAACUUAACUGAUGGUAUUAGGAACAGUUGUGUAAUUGUUAUGGCAUAGAUCAUAACCAAAUGUAGGGGAUGUUGAGUAAGGAAAUCUAUUUGCUUUAUAUUUUAUUAAAGAUGUUCCUUUGCAAA
Anolis carolinensis (green anole) is the source of this 1875-nucleotide messenger RNA. RefSeq names its product pantetheinase. The coding region runs from base 81 to 1607 and encodes 508 amino acids. The transcript has 7 exons. Gene Ontology annotation, molecular function: pantetheine hydrolase activity. The record is from RefSeq and is a predicted model, not a curated record. NCBI's taxonomy places the organism in Eukaryota, Metazoa, Chordata, Lepidosauria, Squamata, Anolidae. Gene Ontology annotation, biological process: pantothenate metabolic process.